Messenger RNA from Fusarium graminearum PH-1, 1614 nucleotides. RefSeq lists its product as uncharacterized. The record is from RefSeq and is a predicted model, not a curated record. The transcript is spliced from 2 exons. The coding region runs from base 1 to 1614 and encodes 537 amino acids. NCBI's taxonomy places the organism in Eukaryota, Fungi, Ascomycota, Sordariomycetes, Hypocreales, Nectriaceae.
AUGGAGGUCAGAGAAAGGUCAUAUUCGAGAGGGGCUGAUGACAAGCUCAAGCCUACGACACGCAUCAACGAUGAAACGUGGGAAAAGUUCAAGCCUCUCCUCUGUGGCUUAUACAAGAAGUAUACCUUAAACAUAGUCAUGGACACCAUGGAGAAGAAGUACGGCAUCGUUCAGAGCAAGCGCCAAUAUGGCUAUCGUUUCGAGAAAUGGGGUGUAAAGAAGUACAAUGCUAGCGACAAGAAAACGACACUCAUAUCCACUGGUGCAUUCAAUGAGUCGAUCGACUUUGGUGAUAUCGACUUCGAUCAAGAAUCCAACGCUUUCGACCAACACACGAUGUUGGACCUUCGCGAUGGAGACACUCUAAUGGCCACAGCUGGGUCAGACGAUAUGGACUUUGAUGAACCAUCAGAUUGUCCAGAGCCUCUCAUCAAAUAUCCCUGGUCAACUGGAUCAGCCGAAGAAGCGAACAAGCUUGCCGCCGACUUCUGCGCUGCCAUGCUCGACGACUCGAACGCUUCCAAUCUAUAUUCAUACCUCCAUCAGUCUGUGGCAAACAGCGACCAAUCUUACUCAGAAACCAGAGAGUUUCUUGCUGUCUCUUGUGCUCGAGUUGCUGGUAAACCAGACAAUGCCAAUAACGCUAAGGAACUUCUUGCGCGCGAGUGGCCACAUGCCUUGACGACUGGAAAUUCCGACUCUCCAUUUCUUCUGUCAAUGCUAAAAGCAUAUGUAGGAAGCCAUAAAGACGACACGGACAGGUCAACUUUCGUUCAUCAAGUCACGCAAAAUGUCGAACAGCUACUCACCGCCGACCGAUCACUUCCAGAUAUGACGCAUAAGUAUUCAUCUAUCGAUCUCGUGACGUUUUUCUUCCUCAACUAUGCUUUCGAUAUCUACGAUGAUUGCUUUGACCAGGCAAAUCCCCCAGACUUCAUGACAGAGCACCUACUGCACGAGUUCAUCAAGAAGCAGCCUUUUAUAAAAACACUCCGCCUCAAUCGUCCCUCGCCUCUGCGCCGUUGUGUUGAGUGGUGCGAGGAGCAACUACGCCUAAACCACCCGGUGGCUUUACAGGAUUCUCCAGUCAAGCCCAGCGCAAACAUGAGUUCUUGGUGGCACAAUAUUCGAGUUUUUUGCACUCUUUGGGGGGUCAUGGUACAACUGGUGCGGGCAAAUUGUGCCCCUGACUGGUAUGAUCAGUGCGAAUCAGCCUUCGGUAUAACUCCUUCGGAGCUCCUCGUAACUCUGUCUUGGAUGAUUUGUGAAACCACUGCUGCGGACGGUGUUGUUAAGGAGGCCAAGCUGCUUGAAAGCGUGGCUGAUGGUGCAAGCAAACUCCUUGACUUUGACGAGCCCAAGCUCUGGAUAACAUUUCUCUACAAGUUUGCUUGGAUGAACGAGUUAGUGAACCCGGGCGAAGAUGAGAAAUCCUUUGAGACUCUUGUCCAAAACCAACUUCGCCAACAUGUCUCUGAGGUGCUCAGAAUCCAGCUGCCAUACCCACCGGGCAGUCAACCCGACAGUGUCGCCGAAAUGGACUUCUAUAGCCUCCCGCAUCAAGAAUUUGCUGACUUUGGCGUUGACUCUCGAAUGAAUAACUUUUAUAACUAG